Molecule: messenger RNA, 1865 nt
Organism: Caenorhabditis elegans
Lineage: Eukaryota; Metazoa; Nematoda; Chromadorea; Rhabditida; Rhabditidae
Gene: sto-5
Product: Band 7 domain-containing protein
Exons: 7
Coding region: 800-1705 (301 amino acids)
Cellular component (GO): membrane; plasma membrane; neuron projection
Source: RefSeq, marked reviewed
UGUCUGCAAUACGAACAACCUCACACUAUUCUUUCUAUUUUUGUUCUGGCACCACUACUAUUUAAAACUCACUAACCAUCAUGCUCGCUUCCUCGUCACCUACUUCAUUUUUUCGGACUGUACGCAAGUCUUUCCGAAGGUACCAAUUUCAGUGUUCUUUCAAUUAUUUCUUUGGUUUUUUAAUGCAGAAAAGCUGCAAUAGGACUUAAAGUUAACCCAAAGUGGUUUUUGGACAUAAACUUCAAUGUAAAGCUCGUUUCCUCCGGCUUAUUUACGUUAGAUGCUUUCCCAAUUAGCUAUGAGAAAAGCUAGACAACUCAUUUUGGGUACGAAGACUUUGAGCUCACUUCAGUUAUACCUGAGUUCGAGAAGUAGUUAAAGAUUUUUAGGAUUUGUCUUUUAUUUCACUAUCAGUAAUAACUUGUGAAAGUUUCUUAAAGUUUAAACAUCUAGAACAUUCUAAGGUUAGUUAGUUAUUCAGUAUUUUAUUUUUUCGACAAAACCCUCACUAGUGAUAGCCCACUUAAAGUCGAUAUUGAAUUAAUGCUACUUAACUAUAGCAAAAAACUUGCAACUUUACGAAAUAGUUUAAAAAACUACAUUAAUUGUUUUUAUCAACUCUUCUAUAGACACCAACCAACACCAAUUACACAAACCCUGCAAUUAAAUGGAAUUUUCCGAAAAACAUGUAAAUUUUUGACACAUAGUUUUCCAAUUUAAUUCUAGGUGUGCAAAAAAAGCUAAUCAUUUUAAUCACACUUUUCAAUUUUCCAGACACCGAAGUGUACGAAAACGAGGAAUGGCUCACACAAGCUCAGGCAUCAAUUUAGAGGAUGCAAUUGAAAAAAUCCCAAUGCGAGCCAGAUCACAGAGUUGGUUGAUUCGGACGCGGCAUCUUCUCCAUGAAGAACGGGAACCACCGCCGCUUAUCUCCCAUAUGAUGCUCAUUUUCUCCUUCCUGCUCAUUCUUCUCUCAUUCCCUUGGUGUCUAUUCUUUUGUGUAAAAGUAGUCAAAGAGUAUCAAAGAGCCGUCAUCUUCCGGCUGGGUAGGCUUAUUAAAGGAGGAACAAAGGGUCCCGGACUCUUUUUUGUGUUGCCAUGUAUUGACACAAUGAAGAUAGUGGAUCUACGAGUGCUCUCGUUCGAUGUUCCUCCUCAAGAAAUUUUGAGUCGAGAUUCUGUCACAGUAUCUGUGGAAGCUGUCAUUUACUUUCGAGUGUCAAAUCCAGUUAUUUCCGUGACCAAUGUGAAUGAUGCUCAGUUCAGUACUCGGCUCUUAGCACAAACCACGUUGAGAAAUGUUCUUGGUACAAAAACUCUCAGUGAAAUGCUCAGCGAGCGUGAUGCGAUUGCAAGUAUCUCUGAAAAAGUGUUGGACGAAGGAACAGAUCCAUGGGGUGUCAAAGUGGAACGAGUCGAAAUAAAAGAUAUUCGACUUCCUCAUCAACUUAUGAGAAGUAUGGCGGCCGAAGCCGAAGCUGUCAGAAGAGCACGUGCAGCUAUUAUUGCCGCUCAAGGAGAGAAGGAUGCGAGCGAAAGCCUUCAAACUGCUGCGGAUACCAUUGCACAAAACAAGAUGACAAUUCAAUUGAGAUAUUUGCAAACGUUGACUAAAAUUUCAGCGCAAAGAAACAACACAAUAGUGAUGCCAUAUCCGAUAGAAGUUGCAAAACAUUACAUGAAGAAAUUCCAUCAAAAGAGCUGACCAAUGCUUCUGUAUAUUUGAUCAGUUGGACCGGUAAUUAUGCUACCUUGUCAUCAUCAAUCCAUCCAGUUUUUACACGUUUUUUGUCAUUCUUAAGUUUAAUGAGUAACUUUAUUGUAUUAUGAACACUUUUUAACUGUAUAAAAAAUUAUUUGGGAUU